Molecule: messenger RNA, 3580 nt
Organism: Hevea brasiliensis (rubber tree)
Lineage: Eukaryota; Viridiplantae; Streptophyta; Magnoliopsida; Malpighiales; Euphorbiaceae
Product: formin-like protein 11
Exons: 4
Coding region: 339-3284 (981 amino acids)
Biological process (GO): actin nucleation; actin cytoskeleton organization
Molecular function (GO): actin filament binding
Source: RefSeq, a predicted model, not a curated record
AUCAACUAGGUAGCUUUUCUCUAACAAAGACCAUACAAGAAAGUAACAAUCACAUAAGAAAGAGAAUCAAGAAAUGAAAAAUAAUGACAGCCUCCUAAAGACAAAUUGUGGUUUGCAGGACAAUUUAUGGAGGUGAGGAGAUAAGAGUGCGUGAAUAGAAAAGUAAAGAUUAAAGAAGAUCCAGUACAACUCUAACUGCCAUGGUCAGUGAUUCCUUGGAGUAGCAUUAAAGAUUGAAAUACCUGUUCUUCCUUGCACAGUUCCUACACCACCCAAAAAUAAAUGUUGUUUUGUAAGCAGAAAGAUAUUGAUGCUUUGUUGAUUUCUGGUUGAAGAACAUGGGCUCUUCUUCUUCUCAGAUUCUCCACAUUGUGAUCUUUAUAACCAUUUUCAUUUCCUUAUCAUUACGAAGUCCCCACAUUUUGAUUGCUGAUGCCUCCUCUUUGGCUGCAGCAGAGUACUUCGAAGUUCACAGUCCACAAAAGUUGGAUUUCAUGAUGGAAAGUGGUGAAGAUGUUAAUGAGAAGCAGAUUGAGAAAGCUUCAGGACAGGACGAGAAUGAAGGAAAAGAAACUUUGAUAGUGCAAAAAUUCAGAGCUUUACUUGGAUUUAAAAGCUCCAAAACAAGAACCCCACCAAGUGUGUUUCUAUCAUCAGCACCAUCUCCUUCAUCCACAAUAGAAGCUGAGGCUCCAGCUCCUGCUCCUGUUUCAAUGCCAAUCCAAGUACACUCUCAUUCCCCGUCUCAUCGCUCAAAUUCAAUCCCACCCGUGCACAAAAUUCUAGAGAAGCACAGAGAUAGAGGCAGAUUUAGAAGAAUUUUAGCAGGAGUUCUUGUGUCAGCAGGAGCUGCCUUCGUUGUCUCUGUCCUUGGGCUUUUCUGGGUCUCUGGAAAAUUCAGAAAGAACAAAAGAACAUCUGCAAGAAUGAUGUCGGUGUGUAAGAAAAAGGGAGGAAGAACCGGAGGUAUAUCUAAGUAUAUAUUUUCCCAAAAGUCAGCAAGCAAGGUGAGCUUAAAUCCUGCUCUUGAUCUAUUGUAUCUCAAGUCAUUAGAAAGGGAUUUACAGCAAGAUAAUACUUGUCUUAAACAAACUUCUGAAGCAUUAGAUACAUUUCAUGAGAGAAAUGAAUCAAACCAAGAACUGAUAAUAAAAUCAGAAUUUGAUAAUGGUAGUAGUUCUUCCACAAGGGAAAUCAUGUCUGUUCAUGAGGAUGUAGAAUCUAUUAAGUAUGAAUCUGAUGGCGCAGAAUCUUUCCUUGAAGAUAAAGUUAUUCACAUUGAAGGCCAUUCCUCUGAUGAUGAGUCUUUUCAUUCUUUUGUUGAUUCACAUUCAUCUCAUAUCAGGCUUUCCAAUGCUUCUGCUAGUAGUAUUUGUGAUAUAACAGAAAUUUCCCCUUCAAAAGUGACUAAGACAUCACCAUCUGCUCCAACAACUUCUUCUUCCACAAAAUUAUACAUUCCACGAGCAACUUCAGGAUGCAUCUCAACUCCUGCUUUGAAUUUACAACCAAAAUUUCCUCAAUCUCCAGAAAUUCUCAGAACAGAAAAUCUGACAGUUUCAUCUCCUUCAGAUUCUCAUCAGAAUUUUGCACCACCAACCCCACCGCCUCCUCCGCCUCCACCUUCCUUGUCUACCAGAAUUACAGACAAAGAUUCAUGUUCUUCUCCAUUGCCAAAUUUAUCAUCUCCUAGGAAAUCAGAUUCUUCUUCAGGAUCAAACCAGACACCUCAAAAUGACUUGCUUUCAUCACCCCAGAAAUCUCCCAAGACUUCACGAGCUCUAUCUAGUAUCCCCUCCCCUCCUUCACCAUGCCCACCUCCAUUUCCCAGAGGAAAUAGUAGCUCUGCCAAAGGUCCACCUCCUCCACCUUGCCCACCUCCAUUUCUACAAGGAAAUAGUAGCUCUGCCAAAGGUCCACCUCCUCCACCUUGCCCACCUCCAUUUAUAAAAGGAAAUAGUAGCUCUACCAAAGGCCCACCUCCUCCACCAUCUCAACUUCCUCAAUAUGAACAAUUGGGCAAAGAUGGAACUCCACUGCCAAAAUUAAAGCCUCUUCAUUGGGACAAAGUUAGAGCUGCACCAGAUCGUAGUAUGGUGUGGGACAAGAUAAGGUCAAGCUCAUUCGAGAUAGAUGAGGAGAUGAUUGAAUCACUUUUUGGAUACAACUUACAAGGUACAAGGAAGGAUGAUGAAGCAAAGAGCAAAACUCCAUCUCCAAGCAAGCAUGUCCUAGAGCCAAAGAGACUGCAGAACUUAACAAUACUCUCAAAAGCCUUGAAUGCAACUCCUGAGCAAGUAUGUGAAGCAUUAAUAAGAGGGGAUGGCUUGUGUUUACAACAACUAGAGGCACUGAAAAAGAUGGAACCCACCAAGGAAGAAGAGGCUAAGCUUGCAGACUAUAAAGGAGACAUCAAUGAAUUGGGUUUUGCCGAAAAGUUUGUUAAAGUGGCACUUACCAUACCAUUUGCCUUUCUAAGAGUUGAAGCAAUGCUUUAUAGAGAAACUUUUGAAGAUGAGGUGGUUCAUCUGAGAAAUUCUUUCUCAAUGCUGGAGGAGGCCUGCAAAGAACUCAGGUCAAGUAGGCUUUUCUUGAAGUUACUCGAAGCAGUACUCAAAACAGGCAAUCGUAUGAACGUUGGAACAAUUAGAGGAGGUGCUAGGGCAUUCAAGCUUGAUGCUCUCCUUAAACUUUCUGAUGUGAAGGGAAAAGAUGGGAAAACUACCUUACUCCAUUUUGUAGUCCAAGAAAUAAUUCGGUCAGAAGGGAUCCGAGUAUCAGAUAGCAUUAUGGGAAGGAUUAAUCAGAAGAACAAAAGCAAGACCAUUGAACAAAAGGAAGAAGAUUACAGAAGAAUGGGUUUAGAGCUUGUGUCAGGUCUAAGUACAGAACUUUACAAUGUCAAGAAAACAGCUACAAUUGACUUGGACGUUCUUGCAAGUUCAGUCUCAAACCUUUCAGAAGGAAUGGCUAAACUGCAGCAUCUAGCACUCAAGGACUUGUUGGCAGAUGAAAAGAGUGGAAAUUUUGUUCAUUCAAUGAAAAUAUUCAUAAAAUAUGCGGAAAGGAAUCUGAAGGAGUUGCAGGAAGAUGAACAUAGAGUACUAUUACAUGUUAGAGAAAUUACUGAGUACUUUCAUGGAGAUGUGAGCAAAGAAGAAGCUAACCCACUUCGUAUUUUUGUGAUUGUUAGAGAUUUUCUGGGGAUGUUAGAUCAUGUGUGUAAAGAGCUUAGGAGCCUGAAAGUGCCUAAUAGUCCAAACCCUCUUGCUCCAUUUCGUUAGAUUGGAUUGCUAAUUGGUGUAUAUUAUCGGAAGAAAUCAUCCAAUCGCCAACUAAAAAAUGUACUCUUUUUUCCUUGUUAUUUUAUUUUUUUUAAUUUUGAAUUUUCAUUUAGAGCUUUGGCUUGUUUAGAUUCAGGUGAUUAGAAUUCCCAUUUAUAGAUGGGAUUAGAGAUUUGAUUUAGACUCAAGUAAUUGCUUGGAGGAUUUCUAGCGACAAUUAAUGAUGUCAUUGAUCAGACAAACAUUUAUAAUAAAUAGAAAUUCUUCAGGGAAUACUAUAAUACGUUUCCCCAUAA